Rotaria sp. Silwood1 is the source of this 375-nucleotide messenger RNA. Lineage: Eukaryota; Metazoa; Rotifera; Eurotatoria; Philodinida; Philodinidae. The record is from the annotation of a GenBank genome assembly.
AUGCUCUCAGCAUCAAGUGAAUAUCUACGCUUAAAACAUCAUCAUGACCAUCAGCACAAGAAAGAACAUCGUCCUUCUAUUGAUGAUCAUGGUGGUAAACGUCAUCAAGCAAUGAUCGAUUUACAACAACAUUUAGGUCAACCGGGUACAACAACGCAUGAAAUCGAACAUUUAAUGGGUUCACCAACUAAAGUUCUUGAUCACCCUGAUGAAACUCUUUUAGCUGAACUUAAACGUAAUAAUGAAAAUUAUGAAUAUCCUCAUGAUGCUAAAAUCUGGAUUUAUGAAUGGCGUAGUAAUCAUGAUUAUGUUUAUUUUCUUAUAUCAAAAGACAGCAAAGUUAUUCAAUCAGCUUGGUAUUAUUCAUUUGAAUAA